Vanrija pseudolonga is the source of this 5202-nucleotide messenger RNA. RefSeq names its product Chromosome segregation protein sudA (gene sudA). Gene Ontology annotation, molecular function: double-stranded DNA binding; ATP binding; ATP hydrolysis activity. Gene Ontology annotation, biological process: mitotic sister chromatid cohesion. Lineage: Eukaryota; Fungi; Basidiomycota; Tremellomycetes; Trichosporonales; Trichosporonaceae. Bases 145 to 3768 code for a protein of 1207 amino acids. Gene Ontology annotation, cellular component: mitotic cohesin complex; chromosome. The transcript is spliced from 12 exons. The record is from RefSeq and is a predicted model, not a curated record.
CAACCUUCCUCCACCCCAUUCGCACCUCUCUCAGCAUUGUCAACAACCCCAUCCAACCUCAACUACAAGCAAAUCUCGAUACUCAAACACACUCAGUGUCGUGAACCUUGACGAGAGAGCACGACGUGACAGGGCUGUGCUACAAUGCACAUCAAAACGAUCACCAUCCAGGGCUUCAAGUCCUAUCGUGACCAAGUCGCCGUUGAUCCAUUCUCUCCAGGACACAACGUCGUUGUUGGUCGCAAUGGGAGUGGAAAGUCCAACUUCUUCGCGGCCAUCCGCUUCGUCCUCUCCGAUGACUACCAGAACAUGAACCGAGAGGAGCGUCAGCGCCUCCUUCACGAGGGAACGAGCACUACGACGACCCUGUCCGCCUACGUCGAGAUUGUGUUCGACAACAAAGAUGGACGCUUCCCUACUUCCUUGGAUGAGGUCCAUCUGCGACGAACAAUCGGUCUGAAGAAGGACGAGUACUCGCUGGAUCGCAAGAGUGUCACCAAGGCUGAGGUCUUGAACCUCCUCGAGAGCGCUGGCUUCUCCCGAAGCAACCCCUACUACAUUGUACCUCAAGGACGCAUCACCCGACUCACCAACAUGACCGAUGAGGAGCGCCUGAACCUGCUCAAGGAAGUUGCUGGUACCAAGGUGUACGAGCAGAAGCGUGCCGAGUCGACCAAGAUCAUUGAGGACACGGACAGGAAGCGCGAGCAUAUUGAGUCGCUCCUCGCGACCAUCCAGGAGCGUCUUGGCGAACUCGAAUCCGAGAAGGAAGAGCUCAAGAAAUACCAGAAGCUCGACAAGGACCGCCGCUCUCUCGAGUACACCAUCAACCAGCGCGACCUCGACGAGGUUACCGCCGCACUGGACCAGCUUGAGGAGGACAAGAACCAGGAGAUCCACGUCACCAACGAGCGACACAAAGAGUUCCGCGAUCUGGAAGCCAAGACGCAGCAUCUCGAGGAGGAGUUGACCAAGGCAAAGCACUCGCUUUCAACGGCUUCCAUCUCGCUUCAGCAGUACGAGUCAGAGUUGGCCGACCUCGUCCAGGCCAAGACCGAAGUUGAAUGUGUGAUCGCCGACUUUGAAGCCGCUGGCGAGGCCGGAGAGACCCGGCGCUUGGAGCUCAAGGAGCAGUUUGAGGUUGUCGAGAAGAAGUUAGCAAAGGGUACCAAGCGCCUGGCUGAGGUCAAGGCUGAGCUGGAGACGCGUCUGGCUGAGGAGCGCCAGGCUAGGGAAGCCCUUGAGGGCACUCAAUCCCAACUCGAGGUCUUGUACGCCAAGCAGGGCCGAACUCGCCAGUUCAAGUCCAAGGCCGAGCGCGACAACUACCUCAACCAGGAAAUUACCAACCUGAAGUCAUACGAGAAGCACCUGCAGAAGACCAUCGACAGCUUGAGGAGAGAUCUGGACGGAGCCAAGGCUCAACUUGACGAAGUCGCUGCUAGGUCCGAGGCGCAGAAUCGGGGUGAAGACGAGCGUCGUGACGCCUUAAAAGAGGCAAGCGAGAGCAUCUCUAAGCUCAGGACAGACUUGGACACCAUGCAAGAGAAGCGCAAGGAGCUCUGGCGCGAGGAUGGAAAGCUCGCCCAGUCUGUCACCAACGCCAAGAGUGAGCUCGACAACGCUGAGCGAUCGCUGCAAAGCACGAUGGACAGGGACACGAGCCAUGGACUGCGCGCUGUCCGCACGAUUGCAAAGCGACUCAACCUCGAUGGCGUGUACGGAGCGCUGUACGAGUUGUUUGAGGUUUCAGACAGGUACAAGGCUGCGGUUGAGACUGUAGCAGGCACUAGCCUCUUCCACGUUGUCGUUGACAAUGACGAGACCGCGGACCGUCUGAUCGAGUCUAUGAACAAGGAGAAGAGUGGCCGUGUCACCUUCAUGCCCCUCAACCGGCUGCGGAGUGUCAACGUUCAGUAUCCCCAGUCCGAUGACGCCGUUCCCUUGAUCUCCAAGCUUCGCUUCGACCCUGCCUACCGAAUGGCGUUUGAGCAGGUGUUUGGCCGGACCAUUGUCUGCGAGGACCUCAAGGUUGCCGCUCAAUACAGCCGCUCUCACGGACUCAACGCCGUGACCAACGAUGGUGACCGUGUUGACAGGAAGGGCGCCCUGACUGGUGGUUACCACGACAUUAAGAGGUCGCGUCUGGACGCUGUCCGCCACGCCAAGAAGUGGCGCGAACUCUACGAGAACGACUCGAAGCACUUUACCGAAGUGAAGGACGGCCUUACCCAGCUCGAGCAACAGAUCACAGCGACGAUGGGUGAGAUUCAGCGUCUUGACGCCAAGCGCAAGUCUUUGCUCGAGGACCGCUCCCACCAGGCAAGGCAAGCGAACUGGACUCAGCGUGAGGAGGAGCAAUCGCGCCAGCGUGUGUCGCGUCUGGACACUGCUCUGAUUGAUGCCGAGGGUGACCUGCGUGGCACAACUACCAAGCGCAGAGCUCUGGAGGAGGAAGUCAAGGCGCCUCUUCAGCAGCAACUCUCCCCGGCUGAGGUGCAGCAGUUGGAGACGUUGUCUCUUACUGUGGAGACGCAGAAGCAGGGACUCUUGGAGGCCACGCAAGCUAGGCAGAAGGUUUCUUCCGAGCACAACACACUGGAUAUCGAGCUGAGCGAGAGUCUUCGUCGCAAGCGUGAGGAGAUCCGUCGCAAGCUGGACGACCUUGACGACGCGAGCGGGACGGGUAUCCUGCAGGCCGGCGAGAUUGACCAGCGUAAGGCCGAGCUGCGCAACCUCACUCGCUCCCUCGAGCAGCUGUCGGAGCAGGUUAAGACGACCGAGGAGGAGGUCGACGAGCUCAACGCCGAGAUCUCGAACCGGGCAAGCCAGCUCGACGAGGUCACCAACCAGCAGCUCGAGGCCACCCGAGCGAUCAUGAAGGCGCAGAAGAACAGCGAUCGCAGUCUGGCCAAGAAGCAGACCCUUCUAAGCCGUAAGGAGGAGUUUAGCAACUCGAUUCGUGAUCUUGGAGUGUUGCCUGAGGAGGCAUUCACCAAGUUCACCAGCAAGUCUGCGUCUGAGCUGGCCCACCGAUUGCAAAAGGUUCAGGACGGUUUGCGAAAGUACGCGCACGUCAACAAAAAGGCACUGGAGCAGUACAACAACUUUACCAAGCAGCGUGACGAUCACCUGCAGCGACAGGAGGAACUCGACCGCUCUGCCGACUCGAUCAACGAGCUUAUCCGAACGCUGGACCAGCGCAAGGACGAGGCUAUUGAGCGGACCUUCAGGCAAGUCGCCAACUACUUUGAGGAGGUCUUCCAGCAGCUUGUACCUGCGGGUCGUGGAGAGCUCGUCAUUCAGAAGCGCGCCCCAGGUUACAUUGACGACGAGACUGCCGAGUCUGGCCGUGGCCGCGACAAGAGCGAGAUUGACAAUUACACUGGCAUCUCGAUCCAGGUGUCGUUCAACUCGAAGCAGGACGAGGGUCAACGCAUCAAGCAGCUGUCUGGUGGCCAAAAGUCACUAGUUGCACUGGCAACCGUCUUCGCCAUCCAGAAGUGUGACCCCGCGCCCUUCUACCUGUUCGACGAGAUUGACGCCAACCUCGACCCCCAGUACCGCACGGCUGUUGCCGCCAUGAUUCACUCGCUAUCGCAGUCUGCGCAGUUCAUCACGACUACCUUCCGACCGGAAAUGCUCGUCCAGGCGGACAAGUUCUACGGUGUCUACUUUGACAAGCAAAAGGUGUCUACGAUCCAGACGAUUACGCGCGACGAGGCGUACCAGUUUAUCGAGACUGCUGCAGAGUUGACGACGGCGUAGAGAGGGGUUGGCCAGUGUCGUGGAUCCGGGUGCAUUUAGUUCAUGUCAUGUUGUAGUAGCAGCGCCGCGAUGCAUGCGUGUGUGUGGGUAUCGGUGUCGGUGGCUGGAGCAAUUCUUCAUUAAUGUCGGUAUGUUCGAUUUGUCUUCAAGCUGGCUUCGAGCGAUGCCGUUCGCCUAGAUGCACCGGGGCCACAGUCCUUGGCCGACGAGCUCGUUCACGCCGCCAGCAGUGAGCGCGGCGCGGAGCCAGUCACGCACGUCCUCGACCUCGAGGCCGGCGACACGGAUGAUGCCGCCAGUGUCCGACAGAGACGAGUACGACCACAGGAGACCCGGGGGGCGGGGGAGCUGGAACUGGGACGUGCCGUCCACGACCUUGUCCAUGUGUGCUCUGAGCUGGGCGAAGUGGGGGCCCUCGAGCAGGACCGUCGCGUAGACGUGGUACGGCGCGAGGCGGACCGCUGCAGGGCUGAGCCCAGAGCCGACAUCCCCCGUGUCAUGCGCCCUGUUGUCGAGCACCAUGCGCUCCCGGGCGAUGACCUCGUCGCCGACGACGAUCUCGUUCGUGCUGGAGUAGUACGCCAUGGCCCAGACCUCGUCGUCAGGGACACCUGCCGGCGCCUCUGCGCCCUCCGCCGCCGCGCCGUUGGCCGCCGCCGCUGCCGCCUUCUUCUGGAGGUCGCGCACGCCGCCAGGAGGGCCAGAGUGCAUUGGGGCCGGCGCGCGCGCCCCGCGGCCCGAGUUGACCCAGUCCAGCACGAGGGCGCUCGCGCUCCCAUCAGCGGGGAGCGUCACGCGCUGUGCCUGCGCGUACGAGGAGGCGCGGAACGGGCUGAGCGAGUCGGGCAUGAGGAGCAAGAACGCGCCGGGCUCGAGCGCGAUGUGCAGGCGCUGGCGGGUCGUCGGCGCUGGCCCGUCGCCGGCGCUGACGAUCCGCGAGAUCUGGUGCGACUUGGGCCGCAUGCCCGGGCGGUGCUUGAACACCUUUGUCGAGCCCUGCGUGAGCAGCACGAGGCCGCAGCCGUCGUCGACCUUGACGUCCAGCUGCACCAAGUCGCCGGCGACCAGGCCGCCGCCGUACGCGAGCGAGUAGGCGAGUCGCACGUUCUGCGGCUGGGACGGGAGCGAGUUCGGCGUGAGCAGCUUGAGCGGGUACGCUGCGCGCUGGGUGCUGAAGUGCGCCCGCGGCGCAUGCGAGAGGUGUAGAUGGCCUGCGCCGGGGGGCGCGGCGCUCGGCGUGUCCGCCGCCGUGGUGGAUGUGCUCGUUGCCGCUGCCGCGGCCGCCGCCUUGGCGGCUGCUAGAGGGGUGGCCGUCGCUGUCGCUGGGGACUCGGGGGGCGCCAUCGUCGCUGUCAUUGUCGUUGGGGUUGAGGUGGGUGGAGCAGAGUCAAGUGUGGGAUCGUGGGACUCGAUCGUGUGUGGUGACGGGUGCUG